AUGGGACUUUCAGUAUAUAUUCAACGACCUCCACCACUCACAAUCCAGAAGGAACCGCCGCACGAUCUUAUCCGUCCGCUUCAGCCGCCGAAUUCGUCGUUUACCAUGCUACUCCACCCAGCCGAGAGGCGAGUGGAAUCCCUCGGCCCUCCGCAGCCGACUGUCAUUACCAAGCUUUGGGGAAAAGAAGAAGAAAAAGAAGAAGAAGAAGAAGAAGAAGAAGAAGAACACGCGGAGGAUGGUCAGCGAUUCGGUUGCCGGCAGGUCCUCCGGUGGUCGUCGUCGCCGUGGCGAUCUGUUUCUGGUCUACGAACUACGAGUCCCUCCCGAUUGGCAUCGCCUGUUCCGGUGGAGCUGCGGGUGGAGUGCGGCCUCCAGUUGCCGGCGGUUUGCGGUGGCGAGGUGUGUGGUCUUUUUGUGAGGUGGGGCUUUGGCAGCGUCUUGGUGGAGCGUGUCCUUCGUUGUGGUUGCCGGAGUAGCGGAAUGCGCCUCUCCCUCCCUCCCCUGUCGGCUAGUGGUGUUAGGCGGCGGGGGCCCUGGCUCUCCCGAGCUCCGCUAGUGGUGUUAGACGGACGGGUCGAUUCGGAGAUUGGUUCGGGCCUUAGUUUCUUCUACUGUAUAGGCUUGAUUGCAGUUUCGGUAGCAGUGGCUUGGCCUGGAUUUGUCUUGUGUCGAUCGGACACUGUUGCUUCGAUCCGUGUUCUUCCCCAAAUUGUUGCCCUAAUUUCGCAGCUUCAUCCUCUGAAAAUGUCGUACGCGUCUCGUACAAGCCCUAAUUCGCAACAUAGCGCUUCAUCCAAUAUCCCCGUGCAGAGGCUGUGCGGCUGUUUGGAUGAGGCCGAUGUUUUCACCUCUGGCACUGACGACAAUCCAUGUCGGAGGUUCUACAAGUGUCCAAAUAGAAAGGUAAAAGAUUGUGGUUUGUUUGAUUGGAUUGAUCCCGCAUUGCCUGAGUUCCAAAGGACAUGCUUCAUCAGAUUGAAGGCUGAAAAAAAGGCUUUAGAAGAAAAGUUACGGGCCAUGGAAAAACAGCACAAUGAUAGGUCGGGUGUGAAAUAA
Messenger RNA from Striga asiatica, 1059 nucleotides. The record is from the annotation of a GenBank genome assembly. Lineage: Eukaryota; Viridiplantae; Streptophyta; Magnoliopsida; Lamiales; Orobanchaceae.